AUGAAACUUUUCUAUAAAAGAUCCAAUAAUGACGCUUUUCGAAUUGAGACUUUAACACUUGGACGAGAAAUUCUCAUGCUUUUCACUAUUUGCUCUGCGCAGGGCAUGGUUCAAGCCGCUCUCGCCCAGAGCUUUAUCCCUAAUAUUGUGAUUGGAGAGUCAUUUCAUGCCAAAUCUCAUGAUACAGCAUGGUAUCCUGCAGCCUAUGGACUGACAUGUGGUGCCUUUAUGCUGGCGUGCGGCCGCGUGGGCGACAUAGUUGGCCACAAAAAGCUUUUUGUAGGAGCUUGGUUUUGGUUUUCUCUAUGGAGCCUCAUUGCUGGUAUUUCAUCUUACACUGAAUCCCAGGUUUUCUUCGAUGUUUGCAGAGCAUUCCAAGGAAUAGCCGCCGCUGCAUUGGUUCCGUGCUCCCUGGCUAUUCUGGGGACGAUAUACAAACCUGGACCACGAAAGAAUCUUGCCUUUUCUCUAUAUGCUUCUGGGGCUCCGAUUGGUUUUACUCUUGGCGCUGCUUUUUCUGGGCUUCUUGCUGAACUAGCAGCGUGGCCUUGGGCAUUCUACAUCAGUUCUAUAGUUUGUUUGAUCUAUGGAUUGCUGGCUUUAAUUUCUGUUCCAGAUUUGCACAUACACUCUGCACAGGAAAAGGGAUCAUUUGAUUACAAAGGGACUUUUAUCAUCAUACCUGAAAUAGGGCUUAUUUUGCUGAAUUUCGCUUGGAACCGUGCACCAGAAGUGGGAUGGGCAAGUUCACAAUGUAUUGCACCACUCAUCAUCAGUCUAUUUUUGAUUACGAUAUUUUUCCCAAUUGAAAAGAAGGCUACACAUCCUAUCAUACCUGUCGCUGAGAUCGACCGCAAUGCGACAUGGAUUCUUCUCAUCGAGGGACUAGGGUGGUCCUCCUUUGGAAUACUCUGUUACUAUUCCAUCAACUUCAUCAUCCAUCUCCGUGGCGAUAGCAUGCUUUUAGCUGCUGCGUAUCUCGCUCCAGUUCCCCCAGCGGGUCUCGCUGCCAGCAUCUUGACAUCAAACCUUCUUUCCUGCCGGGUAAAUCCCGCGGCUAUUCUGGCUUUCUCACUUAUAUGGUUCUGCGUUGGCAACAUCAUCCUUGCAACCAUGUCAGUUCAUCAGAGUUACUGGCUAGGGAUAUUCUGGUCCUAUUUGCUCAGCCCUUUUGGGAUGGAUAUGAGCUUUCCGGCUGGUACCAUUAUUCUUAGUGACCUCAUGGCUCCCGAGAAGCAAGGGAUUGCGGCAAGUCUGAUUGCGACGAUUGUUUAUUACUCCCAAAGUCUGGGACUCGGUUUGGCCGGGGUGGUGGAGAAGGAUGUCGCAAAUGGUUCUGUCCUGCAAGGUUAUCGUGGUGCAUGGUACCUGGCAAUAGGUCUAAGUGGACUUGGGCUCGGAGUUGGAACUGUGUUCGCAUUAGUCUCAAUGUCAGGAGGCAAUCCGGGAUUUUCCUUAAAAAAGAGAGAUCACAAAUCAACUCAAGAAUGCCCUGAAAGCCAAAAAUGA
Molecule: messenger RNA, 1509 nt
Organism: Penicillium malachiteum
Lineage: Eukaryota; Fungi; Ascomycota; Eurotiomycetes; Eurotiales; Aspergillaceae
Product: MFS transporter
Exons: 2
Coding region: 1-1509 (502 amino acids)
Biological process (GO): transmembrane transport
Cellular component (GO): membrane
Molecular function (GO): transmembrane transporter activity
Source: RefSeq, a predicted model, not a curated record